GGAGCCUCGUUAUCUUUUACUACUCCAUCCAUCCCCACAACGCACCACCUUUUAUAUACUAGCACACUCACCCCCACCCCACCCCACCUCCAUUCCUCCACCGUCCUGCUCGGCUUUCUGGCAUCAUCACUCCCCUGCUCCCGCUCAGGGAAUUCAUUCAUUCAUUCAAGUGGAGGCAAUCAGAUUCUAUGAUGGAGUUCAAAACUGGCAUUUUUACUGUGGCCAUACUAGCCAUUGUGCUGUCCUCACCAGCAGUUGCUCAGAAGAGCCCACCUGCUCCAUCAGCUACAAUCCUUCCACCAGCGCCAGCACCCGCACCUGCGCCGCGCCAUGUUGACCUCGCUGAUCUCCUCAGUGUGGCCGGACCGUUCCACACCUUCCUGGACUACCUGCAGAAGACCAAUGUCAUCGAGACCUUCCAGAACCAGGCGAACGACACAAAGAACGGCAUCACCAUCUUUGUGCCCAAGGACUCUGCGUUCGCCGCGCUCAAGAAGACAACAUUUGCCAACCUCACCCAGGACCAGCUCAAGUCCCUGCUCCUGUACCACGCGUUCCCCAAAUACUACUCCCUGGCUGAGUUCGACAAACUGAGCACUCUCAACCCAGUGACCACCUUUGCCGGCUCGCAGUACACGCUGAACCUCACCUACAACAUGGGCACCAUCCAAGUGAAAUCGAUGUGGUCCAACCCCAAGAUCAGCAGCAGCGUGUACUCAACCCGCCCGGUCGCUGUGUACGAGGUCAACAAGGUCCUCUUGCCAAUGCAAAUCUUCAAGAGCGACCCACCGCUGGCGCCUGCCCCUGCUCCCGCCCCUGACUCCAAGGCCUCUGAUGUUGCUCCCAGCCCAAGGUCAGGGAAAUCAGCAAGCGCAAAGGCGAAGGCGGAUGAGAAGAGUUCGUCGCACCAAGUUGGUGCCGACGUUGCCCAUUACCUGGCGCUUGCUGUCUCAGGUGUCCUGAUGCUGUUGUGGUGAGAAUCGACGUGCUCCUGACCAUGUCAAAGCACAGGGUUCAGCUUAGGAAGCUUCCCCCGUGUUUAAUUUAUAUAUGGGUUUUUUUCUGGAUUCAUUCUUUUGGACAUAUGGUAGGCAUUUGUGUUAGGAUUGAGCUGUUGAGUGUUUGCAUCAUAUGCUUCUAUGAUUACUCGUUGUUGAUACUCCUGAUUCGAUGCAUGUAUGCAGAAAGUAUUUCAUA
This is a messenger RNA of Sorghum bicolor (sorghum), 1197 nucleotides long. RefSeq names its product fasciclin-like arabinogalactan protein 7. The transcript is spliced from 2 exons. The record is from RefSeq and is a predicted model, not a curated record. The coding region runs from base 189 to 977 and encodes 262 amino acids. Lineage: Eukaryota; Viridiplantae; Streptophyta; Magnoliopsida; Poales; Poaceae.